Empidonax traillii (willow flycatcher) is the source of this 1034-nucleotide messenger RNA. It is a transcript of the gene VSTM4, whose product is annotated as V-set and transmembrane domain containing 4. The record is from RefSeq and is a predicted model, not a curated record. The coding region runs from base 31 to 990 and encodes 319 amino acids. NCBI's taxonomy places the organism in Eukaryota, Metazoa, Chordata, Aves, Passeriformes, Tyrannidae. The transcript has 8 exons.
GACGGGACGGGACCCAGCGCCCCGCGGGCCAUGCCCCUCCUGGCCACGGCGCUGGCCGCCCUGCUGGCCACGGCUCCAGCCCCAGAUGUUUGUGAGGCUUUAAAUGUGACAGUCUCUCCUGGGCCAACAGUGCGAUACUUUGAGGGAGAUAAUGCUACCCUUUAUUGCCACAUUUCUCAAAAGAGAAAGACAGACAAUUUGCUGGCUGUGCGGUGGGUCUUUGCUGCAUCACCUACCCAGGAGCAUCUGAUGAUCAAAAUGACAAAGUUUGGCUCUGUCCAGUAUUAUGGAAAUUAUACUCAUAAUUUCCAUAAGCAAAGACUUCAUCUUCUUAAAGAGAAAUAUGGAACUAUGUACAAAUUUCUUAUUUUAAGUCUCCAGCAAACAGAUCAAGGACGUUACAUAUGCAAAGUCCAGGAAAUCGGCAAACAUAGGAAUAAGUGGACAGCAUGGUCAAAUGGCACAGCAGCUACUGAAAUAAGAGUGAUUUCGUCAAAAUCUUCUGAUCAUCCGGCUUUCAAGAAAAAUCAUGAAGCUUGGAAAUUUUUUGAAGACCUAUAUGUGUAUGCAGUGUUUGUGUGUUCCAUAGGAAUCAUCAGCGUCCUCCUUUUUACACUUGUCAUUCUCUGUCAGUCACUCCUGAACAAGAGGAGAUCCACAGUGAAGCAUUACCUGGUGAAAUGCCCCCAGAACAGUUCCGGGGAAACAGUUACCAGUGUGACAAGCCUGUCUCCUCUACAGCCUAAGAAGGUAAAGAAAAAGAAAGAGAAACUGGAACAGCCACCAGCCAUACCAGCAAAAGCUCCAAUUGCCAAUAACUUCCCUAAGCCCAAGCUCUUGAAACCUCAAAGAAAAUUGAUCCUGCCAAAAAUUGCAGAGGAGAAUUUAACAUAUGCUGAACUUGAACUUAUGAAGCCGAUUCAAGAAACCAAAGGCAUUCCCAGUACGACAGUCUACGCACAGAUACUCUUUGAGGAGAACAAGCUGUAAUAGUUCAUGCCUGUAUAAAUGUUUUAUGUCUGUGUUCUAUUUAA